AUGUCAGAGUUAGGGAUGUACUUUGGGAUCGCCAUCGCCUGUCUCACUCUGCUGGGAGUCUGCGGCGGGAUCCUGUACAGCAAAUACCGUCAGGAUAUGCGAGCCAAAGUCGCCCAGGAGCUACAGAUCCAGGAACGACUCCAACAAGUCGCAGAUUUGAACCUGCCGCCGUUCUAUGUCGACCAUGAGUUGGACCCGGUCUGCAUCUAUGAACAUGAACUGCCGCCAGAUGUGUUGCCUCCAGAGCAGCCCAUCUUUGUUCACUCUGCCUUCUCGGAUGAGGGCAUGUUGAUUCCACUCGAGGACGAUCCCCUUUUCGCUCAGGGCAACGGCAGUACUGCUCGAUCACCCGAGAGCCCAUCUGCCAACAACCAACAUGCUAUGCUUUUCUCUCCAGCUAUCAUGUCUACUGCAGGAACUACAGGUGAAGGAGUGACAAGCCCAGGAGUAGAAGAGUACAUUGGCCUUGCAAUCAGGCCCGCGCCACUAGCCGCCGCCGCCAUGUCACCAUCUCCUCGCCCCACAUCACCCUCCUCAACCUUCUCAGUCUCGUCAGGCCCAGUCCCUCGCCGCAUCAACCAAGAGAUGCUGAACCUCGCCCGAGUCCGUGCGCCACCCUCCUACGACGUCCCCAACGUCGUCGUCGACAGAUCGCCACUCUACCACCCUUCCACUCAUUCUCCCCACUCUGCCUUUUCGCCUUCUACUCAGUACUCUGAGGAUGGCCAACAUCAAGGGCAGCACGAAUACUUUGGAAAUGUCCGACUCCGCGCCCAUACAAUUUCUCAUCCUUCUUCGUCAGCUCCGCUGAACCAGUCGUUCAUGCAGCAGCUUCAAAGGGAACAUCAACAACACCAGCAACACCAGCAACAUACAGAAGGAGGAGGAGAGGAAGGCGAGGAAGAUCUGCCAUCGACACCUCGGUACUCACUCGAGUUCUCGUCAGAUGUUCCACACGAACACCAUCUGGAACACCACCAACGCUCCCGAGCCGAUUACGACAACUUUGUGUUAGGAUCCCCUCCAUCCUCCCACUCCCUUUCCCCUUUACCCCAAGCUCUCAGCCCCGCUUCCUUCUCUCCACGAUCCUCCUGGGACUACAGCGAACGGGACAGCAACAACGCCAUCAGGCUAAACGAUAGUACACCUUCAAUUUCCUCCCUCCCGGGCAGCCAUUCUUCCUCCCCACUCCUGAUGUUCGAAAUUACCACGACUACAAGGACACCAAGACGCUCACCAGGACUACGCGCAAGGGCGUCGACGUUGGGCGAGUCGUCUAAGGCGCUGAUGCUGAGGAUGCAUUCGCUCUUGAGGAAUUCUACUUCUUAUUCUGGGUCGAGGGAUUCUACACCUGCCACCAGUCCCCGUCUUGGUCCUGCUGACAGUUCGGUAUCUUCUUCUUCUGCGCAAGGUGCUGCUAUGCCGAUGGUGGGGUUGGGAUUAGAAUAUGGCGGGCAUGUCGCACCUGAACCGCUGCAGCUGGAUCAGACAGAGACACAGGAACAGGAACAGGAACAGGAACAGGUGCAUGACCAAGUUAUUGUAGUAGUCGACGAGCCUGAAGAAGACACCAGCGAUAUCGCUCUUCCUCCUUCUACUGCACCCUCAAGACCGACCUCCCGAUACACUCUCCCUUCAACCGUCCCCGUCACCAGCGACAGCGAACAAGAGCAAGAAUCGGCAGUCGAGGAAGAGGUUGCAGGGGAAGAAGAGAAAGCAGAGGAAGAUGAAGAAGAUGAGAGUGUUUCAAGAACACAGCGUCAACUCACUCCUCCUGAGCCCAUGCAGCCCAUCCCUAUGCCCCUUGCCGUCUCCUAG
Messenger RNA from Linnemannia hyalina, 1818 nucleotides. The record is from the annotation of a GenBank genome assembly. NCBI's taxonomy places the organism in Eukaryota, Fungi, Mortierellomycota, Mortierellomycetes, Mortierellales, Mortierellaceae.